Solanum pennellii is the source of this 1272-nucleotide messenger RNA. RefSeq lists its product as uncharacterized. NCBI's taxonomy places the organism in Eukaryota, Viridiplantae, Streptophyta, Magnoliopsida, Solanales, Solanaceae. The coding region runs from base 58 to 1272 and encodes 404 amino acids. The transcript is spliced from 7 exons. The record is from RefSeq and is a predicted model, not a curated record.
CCCAACGCACAACCAACCACAUCACAAUCGAUUUCAUCAGUUCAGGCGAAAAAAAAGAUGACUUUCUCAGUUCAGGCUACAUCACAGCCGGUUCGGUCAACUCAGGCUGCAUCACAGUCUAUUUCCUCAAAUCAGGCUGUAUCACAUUCGACUUCAUCAAGUCAGGCCGAAUCACAACCGAAAUCAUUUAAGAAGCGUGUGGUUGGACGUGAGUCUACGGAGUAUUGGACCGUAGAAGCAAUAGAUUCAGAAGGAAACAAAAAGAAACUCAAAGUGAAAGUCAAAGAAGUGCUAAAUUUAUCUGGAGAAGAUCGUAUUGUGGUCAAUUUUGACUACCUGGAUUGUCCAUUUGGAGAAGCACAACCCCUUCUUUCUGGUUUUUGUGGAAUUUUAGCUGCUGAUUCGUCCUUAUUUCCAAUGCACUUUGACAAAUGGCCAAAUAUGCCUAUGUCAUACUUCGAUAGCGUCUUUGAUCAAAUCAUAGUGCCUCGAUUUUUUUUUGAGACAACCAACUUAGCUGCUCGACGAUAUGUUUAUAACUGUAUUUCAAAGAAGUGGAGUGCAAAUAGGUUGGACAUAUGGAAAGUGUUCAGUGAUCCACUUAAAAGCAAAACUCAGAUUAUGGAUAAUGUUCCACCUGGAAUUCCAAGAGAUCAGUGGACUUCUUAUGUUAAUUAUCGUUAUAAAAAAGAAACACAGGAAAUGUGCAACAGAAAUGCUGAAAGUCGAAAGAAACAAAUCAUUCCACACACAGGUGGAUCCAAAGCUAACUCUAGAAGAAGGGCUGAAAUGAUGGCUGAGACCGGUCAAAUGCCUGGGCGAGCAGAACUUUAUCUUGCUACUCAUAAGAAUGUAGAUGGAGCAUAUGUAAAUGAAGCGGCAAAAGUUAUCUGUGAAAAAAUUCAGCAAACUCUGAGUCAAAGCACUGUGGAUGAGUCUAUAAUAUCGCCAGAUGAUGCAGUUGGAAAAAUUCUAGGAAAAGAGCACUCUGGAAGGGUAAGGUGUUUGGGAUUAGGAGUUGUUCCCACUAGAGUUUUUAAACAAGCAAGACCUCGAUUCAGCGGUAUGAAUGCUUCGAGUGUUUCAUGUCCAUCCAAUUGCCAGGAGAACUACAAUAAAUUGUUGAAUUCUCACAUUCAAAUGAUGGCUGCUUUCAAGUCAUAUAUGAUAAUGAAAGAAGGGGCAUUACCAGAACAAUUUGUGGGGUUAUUUGCUCCUACUACUACAAUGCCAGGUGAUGUUAGUGAUAGUAAUCAUAGUGAACCCCGCUGA